AUGUAUACGUGGGCAGGUGUUCAGCCCGGCGGGGGCGCGGGGCGCGCGCGUCGUGUGGGCGCUCAGCGGGACGCACCUCGUCGUCACCGGAUUCGACAAGUGAGCUAUCGUACUCGGUCUGUACAUGUAUACGUGGGCAGGUGUUCAGCCCGGCGGGGGCGCGGGGCGCGCGCGUCGUGUGGGCGCUCAGCGGGACGCACCUCGUCGUCACCGGAUUCGACAAGUGAGCUAUCGUACUCGGUCUGUACAUGUAUACGUGGGCAGGUGUUCAGCCCGGCGGGGGCGCGGGGCGCGCGCGUCGUGUGGGCGCUCAGCGGGACGCACCUCGUCGUCACCGGAUUCGACAAAGUAUCGGAGCGACAGAUUUUAUUGUACAAAGCGACGGACCUGUCGGCCCCGGUGUGUACUGUCGGGCUGGACGUAUCGCCGGCUAUUUUGCAGACGCAUAUCGACCACGACUCCGGCACUUUAUUCCUUACGGGACGUGGCGACUCGACGAUCUACUGCUACGAGGUGACGAGCGAGGCGCCGCACCUGUGUGCUCUGUCUCACCACCGCUCGCCAACACUGCAUCAGGGCAUCUCUUUCUUGCAGAAGAACCUUGUCGCUGUCGAGAAGGUGGAAUUCGCGCGAGCUCUACGACUGACCAAUGGUACCGUUGAGCCUCUAUCGUUCACAGUGCCCAGGAUAAAGAGUGAGUUGUUCCAAGACGACUUGUUCCCACCAACGUUGGUGACGUGGGAACCGUGGCUUAGCGGCAAAGAAUGGCUGUCCGGAGCCAAUGUCACGCCCAAGAUGGUUAGCUUGCAACCGCCCGGCAUGGAGCCGCUGUCGGGCCACACGGCGUCGUCGCCGGUGUCCCGCGACGUGAGCAAGCCCACCGCGGCGCUGCAGAAGCCCAAGCCGGACCUCAUCAAGUCGCAUGUACCACACGAUGUCAAGGACAAACAGGACCAGAUUAUGAAGUCAAUGAGCGCCAAGUUAGAAGUGAACAUGAAGCUGGAGCAGGACAGCAUGGAGGGCGUGGACGAGGCCGAGUGGGAACAGUGA
Molecule: messenger RNA, 1050 nt
Organism: Arctia plantaginis
Lineage: Eukaryota; Metazoa; Arthropoda; Insecta; Lepidoptera; Erebidae
Source: the annotation of a GenBank genome assembly